UUUCUUUUCUCCGGGUUGUUAUUAAGAAGUAAUGAGGGGACCGGGGAGUCAGCCGGUGAGUUGUCCGUCGCCUAGCUGCCGCUCCCCGGGGUCCCCGCCUGUCGCUGCCUCCGCGGCGGAGACCCCCGACAGCGGCGAGCCGCAGCCUCACGCAGACAUGGAGGUGAAGCCGGUGACCUUGUGCAAAAGGUCUGGGGAGGCAAGACUGCACGGCAAGAAGGACGGCGUUUUGACUGCUGAGAUGGUCUCCAGCAGUGUGUCCCACCUCGGAUGCUUUGGCACGGCGCUCCACCACUACCAUACUCUGUCUCUACCUAAUCACAAUCUCAGCGACAUCUCUGUGUUAAGCAGUUAUAUUCACCUUCAAAAGCUGGAGUUGCCACAUAACAGGAUUAGAGAUUUGUCCUGUGUGAGCAACAUGCCCUCUCUGGUUACCCUGGAUGCAUGCCACAAUGAAAUCUCCAACUUCUUUGAAUUCCAGCCCCCCAAGAAUCUAAAGGAGGUCAAAUUCUCCCACAACCGCAUGACAAAAAUGAAGGAUUUGGGUGAAUAUUUAUCCCUCUGCAAACUGGACCUGGACUACAACAGCUUCUCUGAGAUCAGUGGUCUGCAGCAGUGCUGCAAGCUCACCCAUCUCAGCCUGGCACACAACAAGAUCUCCAGGAUCAGCGACCUGGACAGUCUGCCGCUCAAACACCUCUGUCUGAGGGGAAACCAGCUGGAGAAGAUUGAAGGUCUGGAAAACCUGAAGAGCUUACAGGUUCUUGAUUUGUCUCUGAAUCGCAUUGCAAGUCUUUCAGGCCUCCAGAACCUUCACAUGCUGGGCUUGAUCAACCUGGAGAAGAACCAGAUAAGUGAAAUUCAAGAAUGCAAACACAUUUAUAAUCUCUCUUCAUUGAGAGACCUCAGUCUGGUGGGAAACCCCGUGCAGGAGCAGCCUGAUUACAGACUGGCAGUCAUCUUCCUCCUUCAGCAUCUGACUGUGCUGGAUCAAGAAAAAGUCACUGCUGAAGAAAAGGUGGCAUCGGUAAACAAGUAUGACCCUCCUCUGGAGGUGGUGGCCGCCAGAGAACACAUGACGCACCUCGUGUAUCAGCUGAUGCAGCCCCAGGUCCUUUUUGACAGCACCUUGCCCAGUGCAGACUCCCCCUACCCGAUGCUGGUGCUCACAGGACCUCAGGGCUGCGGGAAAAGAGAGCUGGCUCACCGGCUGUGCCAGGAGUUCAGCGAAUACUUUGCUUAUGGUAUCUGUCACACGACGAGGCAGCCCUACUUCGGCGAGGAGAAUGGAAUCGACUAUCAUUUUGUCAGCGAGGAGGAUUUUAAAGACAUGGUUCACAUGGGUAAGUUCAUCCAGACGAUGAGCUACGGGGGUCAUAGCUACGGCCUCAGCAGAGAAGCCAUCGAGCAAGUGGCUCAAGAAGGACUGGCCUCCUGCGUGCACAUGGAGCUGGAGGGUGUGUUCAGUCUCAAGAACACCUACUUUGAGCCCCGGUACAUCCUGCUCAUCCCCACCCAGCUGGAAAAGUACAGAGACCACCUGACAGGCCGCGGACUCUACACCGCGGUGCAGAUCGACGCCGCGGUGUCUCGCGUGGAGCUCUAUGCCAACACCAACAGGCAGCGUCCGGGGUUCUUCGACAACGUGAUCGCUUGUGAUGACUGGGAGGAAGCCUUCCAGACACUGAGGCAAGUAAUGAAGGAGUACCUGUUGCUAGAGGAGCAGGAGGAAGGAAAGAGCAGCAACAACAACAGAGAAUCCCCUGACAGCGCCUGCUCAGCCACGGGUCACGAGCCAGAGGACAAGCCGCUCUCGCCCGUGUCAAGGUCAGGAAAGGAGAUUCUGGCAUCUCCCUCGCUCAACGCUCUGGACCCUUCAAAUCCCUCCUACAGAUCCUAUUUCACCCGGAUCCAAGCAGAGCUCAGCUCCCACAAGACCCCUGCUGAGCUGGCGUCCGUCAGGAGGCGCGAGCAGCUGGUGAGGGAGGCCAUCGUGGGGAAGAGCCCGGGGGUCUACAGCCAGCUCUUCAAAAGUUCUGCUCAAACGGAUCCAUCAUCGCUCCACGAUCAUGAUCCUGGUUCCCAAAUUCACGAGGACAACAGCUCUGCUGCGUCCCGCGCCAGCUCGGCUCUGUCUGUGCCCAGUUCAGCCGGGGCGCUGUCAGGCUGCGUGGAGCCGCUAAAUAUCUCCGUCCUGGGACAUUCCCUGGAAACGCCGGAAGGAACAGACCGGCUCCCUGCAGGAGUGUCUCCGUCCUCCGACAGACGUCCGGGGUCCAACGUGAAGCCCGUCCUGCCUCCGAUCCCCACCGGUCGGAAGACGCCGGUCACACCCAGCCCGGCUCCGUCACCCAGACCCAGCUCCAAUCCAGCCGCCGUGGAGGAAAACGCAAGCAACACGAAUCAGGAAGAAGAGCCUGAAAGGGGUUUUGAUGUGUGAAGUUUCAGUUCAGUUUUAAAGAAUAAAAUGUUUCUUCCAUUAGAAGAAGCCUUCACUGGAGUCGUUACAUGAAUAAUAGUAAUUUAAAAAAAGAAGAUCAGCCUCUGUAGUUGUGAAAGUGAAAAUCUGACCACAAAACCACAUGCUUGUUGCUGUUUUGCCACAAACUUCACAGACUGUGGUUUCACAAGCCAAACACUCCAGAUGAUCUUUUCUCUGUUGGAACCUGCUCGCUCCUCUGAUCUGUCACUCAUGCUCCAGCAUGUCUGGGAAAUUUGCUAUAUUGUGUUUCUCGAGUGAUAAUAUUAAUGAUCAUAUAAUUACAGGCAAGGUUGUAAGCUUCCUUUUUAUUAGAAGACUUAAUGGCCUGGAGGUGUACAUUUCUGACUUACAGUGUGAUUCUGACUUCUACUAAGAGAAAUACUUCAGUCAUGAUGAACAUAAUGGCCUCUUGAAGAACACAGCUCUCUUUGUCUUUUCGUGUUCAUUUCUUUUAAAGGUACAUUGAAUGUAGCGUUAAUUUCCCCGACAGUGAAGUGGCGAUAUAUUUCUCACCGCAGUCGUCUUUAUCGAACAGGAUUUGCCGUUGACUCAAACUGUAGAUACUCAUCUUUUUUGUGUCGUGUGGAACUCUUGUCACCGGAUGAUGAAUACGUCAUUAAUCUUUAUCAUUUCUCGCCGGGAUUAUUUAU
Salarias fasciatus (jewelled blenny) is the source of this 3132-nucleotide messenger RNA. RefSeq names its product leucine-rich repeats and guanylate kinase domain containing (gene lrguk). The record is from RefSeq and is a predicted model, not a curated record. The transcript is spliced from 21 exons. Lineage: Eukaryota; Metazoa; Chordata; Actinopteri; Blenniiformes; Blenniidae. Gene Ontology annotation, cellular component: cytosol. Gene Ontology annotation, molecular function: protein binding; GMP kinase activity. Bases 32 to 2440 code for a protein of 802 amino acids.